CCCUCGUCUGCCUCCGCCGCCCGCCUCCGCCCGCGCUUCCCCUUCCUCCCGCCCGCUCCCUUUCCUGCCCUCCCCGCUCCGCUUCCCCGCUCGCACUCUUCCUGUUGCCCGCCUGCCUUUUCUCUCUCUCCUUUCUUUCUUUGGGCGUCUUGGGGCUUCUACACAUACGUGCGCUGCCCGUUGCAGCUUCCCCAUAAAGGCGCGCUCGGUCAUGCAGUUGCAUUGUUAGCGAUAUUUUUUAAGAGCAAUGGCUCGUUUUCUAAGCAUUUCAACACGAAGGGUUUACGCAUUUUUAGAAAUGAGCGUUGAGAAUAAUACCUUGCAACGUAAAGAAUUUUUUUUCGGUGUUUUUACGCAACCUCUAUUUUGGGAGAAAGAAUGGGAUCACGUUAAUGGAAAAUGGGAGAGGCGGAGGAAAGAAUGGAAAUGAUUUCUGAAAGACCUAAAGAGAGUAUGUAUUCCUGGAAUAAAACUGCAGAGAAAAGUGAUUUUGAAGCUGUAGAAGCACUUAUGUCAAUGAGCUGCAGUUGGAAGUCUGAUUUUAAGAAAUACAUUGAGAACAGACCUGUUACUCCUGUAUCUGAUAUGUCAGAGGAAGAGAAUUUGCUUCCUGGUACACCCGAUUUUCAUACAAUCCCAGCAUUUUGUUUAACUCCACCUUACAGUCCUUCCGACUUUGAACCCUCUCAAGUGUCAAAUCUGAUCGCACCAGCCCCAUCUACUGGACACUUCAAAUCAUUCUCAGAUACUUCCAAGCCUCACGUUGCUGCAUCUUUCAAAGAGGAAGAGAAAAGCCCAGGACCUGUUCCCAAACUCCCUAAGGCUCAGGCAACAAGUGUGAUUCGUCAUACAGCUGAUGCCCAGCUGUGUAACCACCAGUCCUGCCCAGUGAAAGCAGCCAGCAUCCUCAACUGCCAGGACAAUUCUUUUCGAAGAAGAGCCCACCUAAAUGUUGAGGCUACAAGAAAAAACUUACCUUGUGCAGCUGUGUCACCAAACAGAGCCAAAUGUGAGAGAAACACAGUAGCAGAUGUUGAUGAGAAAGCAAGUGCUGUACUUUAUGACUUUUCUGUGCCUUCCUCAGAGACAGUCAUCUGUAGAUCUCAGCCAGCUCCUGUGUCCCCCCAACAAAAAUCAGUAUUGGUUUCUCCACCUGCAGCAGUAUCAGCAGGAGGAGUGCCACCUAUGCCAGUCAUCUGUCAGAUGGUUCCCCUCCCUGCAAACAACCCUGUUGUGACAACAGUUGUUCCCAGCACUCCACCCAGUCAGCCACCAGCUGUCUGCCCACCUCUUGUGUUCAUGGGUCCUCAGGUGCCCAAAGGUGCUGUCAUGUUUGUCGUACCCCAGCCCGUUGUCCAGAAUCCAAAGCCUCCAGUAGUGAGCCCAAAUGGCACCAGACUCUCUCCCAUUGCCCCUGCUCCAGGGUUUUCCCCUUCGGCAGCAAAAGUCACUCCUCAGAUCGACUCAUCUAGGAUAAGAAGUCACAUCUGUAGCCAUCCAGGAUGUGGCAAGACGUAUUUUAAAAGUUCUCAUCUGAAGGCCCACAUGAGAACGCAUACAGGAGAAAAACCUUUUAGCUGUAGCUGGAAAGAUUGUGAAAGGAGGUUUGCCCGUUCUGAUGAACUGUCUAGACACCGACGAACCCACACAGGUGAGAAGAAAUUCGCCUGUCCCAUGUGUGACCGGCGGUUCAUGAGAAGUGACCAUUUGACCAAGCAUGCCCGACGUCAUCUGUCAGCCAAGAAGCUACCAAACUGGCAGAUGGAAGUGAGCAAGUUGAACGACAUUGCCCUACCUCCAAACGCUGCUCCCGCACAGUGACGGCUCGGAAGGUGAAGAGUAAGAACUAACUUUGGUCACAGCUGGGAGCCAGUGGUGAUACAAGAAUGCUUCCACUGCAAGCCUGUGGCCCUCCAGUGCCGGCUGAAAGCAGAAGCUCCACAGCUUGGGGAGAAGGCCCAGACUGGGUUAGAUGACAAGAAGUGCUAUGGUCACAGGCAUGUCACAGAGUCGCAGGAUUCAUUUCAUAUCACAUAAGAGACACGAGAAAGCUUUUAUUCCUUUAAAUAUUUUUUGAAGGUUUCGGAUGAGGUCAGCACAGGCAGCACAGAUUUUGAAUUCAUGUGCACAAUUUGUUACUUUUGCCAUUUAUAGUUGAGACCAACUUUUCAAUGUGAUUCUUCUAAAGCACUGGUUUCAAGAGUGUAGAGACUGGAAAUCAACAUUACGGUACAGAGAUGGAGAUACAAGAUCGAUUUUUAUAAUUACAAAUAUUGUCAUCUUUUCCUAGAGUUAUCUUGUUUACUAUUCCUAGUCUUUCCAGUCAACUUUGUGGAUGUAGUUGUUAAAUAGUCCUAGCAUUUUUACAUUGUUGCUGACAUUUGGAAUUGGUUAGCUGUAUAUUGCUAAAGAGGACCCAAAGAUUUGGAAUCCUCAAAUAAUUUAAUUCCUUUGAAGUGUAGCUGCGAUUUUUUUUGCAUUUUUGUUUUGAAAGUUUAACAGAUAACUAUAUCUAGGCAUUUUAUUAUGCUUUGAACUUUAGUUUGCCUGCAGUUUCUUGUGUAGAUUUGAAAAUUGUAUACCAAUGUGUUUUCUCUAGAAACUAAGAUACACUGCACUUUGUUUAGAAAAAAAUUUCAGAGAUGAAAAUAUAUAUUGUAAAGAAGGGAUAUCAAGAAUUUUAGAUAACUCCUUGAAAAAGAUGGCUUAUGUCAUCAGUAAAAUACCCUUAUGUUAUGAGGCUAUAACAUGAGCUUUAUUGAAUUAGAAAGUUAAUAACCAUUAUUCACAAGAGGACAGAUAUUGUCCUGUUAAUUUAUAGGAGGUUUAUGGGGGGAUGUGGAACUAGAUGUGUAGAAAAGUUACUAGAACAUUCACUCUUGUUAACAGUAUUUCUGUUCUAUUCUGUUGUGUAGUGGGUGAUAUACACAGUGGUGAAACAAAAGUAAAUUGUUUAAAAUACACAGUGAAAAGGGUCCCCAUAUCUACCCAUUUAACAUUUCUCUCUAUCGGGUCUAGAUUUCUGACAUCCAAACUCUUAGACCCUUGGAAAAGUUUUCUUGUAAUAAAUAAGAAAUCCUUGUGAUUUACAAUUUGCACAAUAUUUCUUUUGUUGUACUUUAUAUCUUGUUUACAAUAAAGAAUUUCCUUUGGUAUUUAUAA
Molecule: messenger RNA, 3162 nt
Organism: Miniopterus natalensis
Lineage: Eukaryota; Metazoa; Chordata; Mammalia; Chiroptera; Miniopteridae
Gene: KLF10
Product: KLF transcription factor 10
Biological process (GO): regulation of transcription by RNA polymerase II
Molecular function (GO): DNA-binding transcription factor activity, RNA polymerase II-specific; RNA polymerase II cis-regulatory region sequence-specific DNA binding
Source: RefSeq, a predicted model, not a curated record